AUAUUCAAUUGUUUAGCAUUUAUAACUGAUGGAUCGAUUAUGUGUGUCCUGGGCCUGUUCAAUAGAGGCAAGAGCUAUGUGUUGUCUAGGAUACUGGACUUGAGCUUUGAGAGUUCAUUCUUUAGUCACACCGAAGGUAUCAGUGUUGUGAUGCCAAGGAAGGAUAGUAAGAUGACCUUGAACCUAAUUGGACUGGAUACAAAGGGUUCUCAACAAGCUGUUAAACUUGCCGACGAGAAGAAGUUGAUGCAGGCCGAAUCCACCGAGCGAUUCUUGAAAUGUCUUUCUGCCCAUCUUGCCGACACAAUCUUGAUUGUAGUUGAUAGGAUGCAUCGUGAGGACCAGGUCUACAUCCAUCAGAUGAAGAACAUGCUAAAGGAUAAGGUAAACAAGAAGAUUAUCAUCGUCCAUAAUGUGCCAUCAGUGGUCACUCUCGACCAGAUGGCACAGGUUAUCCGAGAGGACAUUGUCGAAGGAUUCGGCGCCAAAGAGUGUGACCCAGAACGUCCAUACUGGGUGGAGACUGACAACACGAGACACGUGGUGUUGGCCCGUGACGAGAGGACAUCCAACUCGCCCGCUGGCAAGCUCUACAAUCAGCGAACCAUUGACAUGUUGAAGGAGUGGCUCAAGGCCGCAGCUUCAGACUCACAGAGAAGUCUAAACCUUUUGAACAUGGUCCUGGAGUUCACCAACAGCCAUCUCCGCAGGUUCUUUGAAGCUGACUUGCCCAAGGUUGCACCAUUCAACGAUGAUGGAACUAUCAAGAUCAAGUGCUCCCAGGCCGUGAUCAAGGAUGAGGCGCCAAAG
This is a messenger RNA of Acytostelium subglobosum LB1, 810 nucleotides long. RefSeq lists its product as hypothetical. The annotation marks the transcript as partial. The transcript has a single exon. The record is from RefSeq and is a predicted model, not a curated record. NCBI's taxonomy places the organism in Eukaryota, Evosea, Eumycetozoa, Acytosteliales, Acytosteliaceae. Gene Ontology annotation, molecular function: GTPase activity; GTP binding.